Selaginella moellendorffii is the source of this 1149-nucleotide messenger RNA. Its product is annotated as hydroxycinnamoyltransferase 2-like. Bases 12 to 1091 code for a protein of 359 amino acids. The transcript has a single exon. NCBI's taxonomy places the organism in Eukaryota, Viridiplantae, Streptophyta, Lycopodiopsida, Selaginellales, Selaginellaceae. The record is from RefSeq and is a predicted model, not a curated record. Gene Ontology annotation, molecular function: acyltransferase activity, transferring groups other than amino-acyl groups.
CUACUCCACAGAUGGUUAGUGAAGGGAUCAAAUCGCAUCGACAAAUUGUUAACCUGGCAGCUCUUCCAUUGUUCAGCACAAAUUCAUUUUCAAUCAUGGUCAUCACGAUUGAGCGGUUGCCGGAAUGGAUCCGGAUUCAGAGCGACGACGGGAGCAGCGAUCAUUCUCCAUGGCUACGUCUCAGCCCGAUCGAUUCCCUGAUGCCAAGCUAUCACGUCCCACUCCUCCUUGCAUUCUCUUCGAAGCUACGUACCUCUUCUCGCUUGAAAGAUUCGCUCGAAAAGGUGUUGGGCUACUACAUGGAGCUCGCGGGUCGGAUUGGAAGAGAUGAAUCUGGGGAUCUGGCUAUUCGUCUUAACAACGAGGGAGUUUUUUGGGUGGAAGCCGUCGCAACGGAAACAUUGGUCGAGUUUCUGGGUAGCGAUGAUGGUCAUGGAAAUAUUCACAAGCUUACACCCAUGUCAUCAUCGAACAAUCUAGAUUCAAGCAAGAUUUCGAUCAGUGAAGUUUACUCGUUCCAGAUCACAAGCUUUAGCUGUGGAGGAUUUGCGCUGGGGCUUGGAAUCCAGCACCACGCCGCCGAUUGCAACGCGGUCCCCGGCUUCCUGGCCGACUGGGCAGCACUCGCGAGCGGCAAAGCCGCGAAGUUUUCGGACAGUCGCUCGUCCGAUCGUACCUUGAUGAUGCCCCGGGAUCCACCCAUGCCGGAGUUCGAGCACCCCGAGUACGCGCUCACGCCGAAGCACUACACAGUCCUCACCCCGGAGGAAUCCAAAGCCCUCACCACUCGACGGAUCCACUUUCGCAAAGGCGAGCUCGAUCGGCUCAAAAACAGUGAAAGCGCUGGAGGAUCUAGCUCCACAUUCGUGUGCCUGGCAGUCCAUCUCUGGCGGCUCAUCACCAUGGCCAGGGGAGUCAGCGGCGGCCGCCGCACGGUGCUCUACUGCCCGGUCAAUGGUCGCCGUGGACUCUCACUCCCGGUUGACUACUUUGGCAACGCCGUGUUCCGGGCGCGCUGUGAGGUCAGCGCGGAAGAUCUCACGGAGAUCCAAAAUCCAUGUCGUAGAAGGGCAAUCGAGCCCAGCUUGUGAUGACCAAGUUGGGAUCGAAGCUGAUCCUCGUGAAUCCGGCGCUGUCGUGCUGCUCUGA